UCCACUCAUCGUGUCGUCUACGGGUUCGUGAGGCUGUGAGCCACCCGGGCGAACGAGCGAGCGAGCGAACGUUGGUCGAGUGGGUCUAAGCGGCCGUGAGGACCUCUCCAGGAACCCAACAGUCCUCUCCAUUCAUUCAUCCAUCCAUCCAGUCAGCCAUCCAUCCAUCUAUCCAUAGAGCCGCUCCUCUCUCCGGAGAGAGAGUGUAUCCUCGGCGAAGGUGGAGGCGAAAAGUAGAGUGGCACAUCUACCAUCGUCUAUCGGCAGAGUCCAAGGACUUGAAAACCCUCCGGGUGAUUUCAGUCGGCCGCCGGCCGGCUCUGCCGGCCACUUCUACUUAUGUGUUUUUAAUUUUACUUAUCAAUCCAUUUGUAUAGUCUAAAGUGAUCUAUUCGGAACCAAGUGCUAGCAUUGUCUGAUGAAAAUUGUGCGAAUAUGGGACACGUUCGACUUUUUUUCCCACGGUCUAGGACGUAUUCGAAGGAGCCAACGAGGCUUGCUUCAUUUAUCAUCAACAUUUAGUGAAAUUUAUCAACAAAGUUGUUUAGUGAAUAAUGAAAACUUCGAUAUUAUGGUGUAGUUCUCAUAGGUGUGGUGAUUUUCAUUUCAAGUAUUAUCAAUUCUACCUGACAUUGUUAUUACAGUUCAUGAACUGUAAUAACUAAUCAUACAUAUAUACAUAUUCUAAUAUAUGCUAAUAUAUAUCAUUAUGUAUAUAUACAUGAAUAUACAUUGUUAUCAAUGCUGAUAAAAUCAGUGUUAAUAUUAUAUCUUUUAUUAUGUGAGGUAGAAUCCUAUUUGAUGAUUAACUGCUACUACUAAUGAAACAUAUCGUUCAAGAGUGAAAGUCAUAAAAGUUUGUUAAGUGAAAUAAAGAGAUAUUUUUUAAGAAAUUUUCAAAAAAAUUCAUGUCAUAAGAAAAUGUAAUUGAUUGAAGAUACUAAAAUUUUCAUUGCAAAGUAUUUAAACGUCGUGAAUUUGGACGAAAUGAGUGGCGGUAGUGGCGGAAGUGGAAAUGCUGGCAAUCAAGGCAGCAACAAUGCUACAAGUUACCAUCAACAUCAGCAACAACAGCAAAGUCAAUUGGAACAAACCGGUCUGCUACCAGACCUUAAUGGUGUUGAUUUGGCAAUGAGUUUAUCUCCUAAACAGCAUACUUCUCAUGUUCAAGGUGGUAGUGGUGCUCAUACAACACCCUUUAGUGUAACAGACAUUUUAUCACCAAUCGAAGAAUCAUAUCGAAAGUUAGAACUCGCAGCAGCAGCCGUCGGAGUUGGUGUUGUUUCACAUCCUCAAAGUUCACCUUAUACGAACGCUUGUGGCGCUAGAGUAAGUGGUAAUACCGGCAGUUCUAGUGCAAGUAGUGGAAGUCCUCCUCUUCACGGAGGAUCAACACCUGGAGGUAGCACCCCAGGUCCUGUAAGUGGUGCCAACGGCAGCGGUGGAACUGGUGCAGUAGUUGGAAAUGGUGGAAUGAGUACCAUGGGCAAUCCGUACGCAACCAUGCAAUUAACGUCCCAAUAUCAGUAUUGUGCAGCUGAAUUAUCUCCAUAUCAUCAUGCUGGUCCUGGAGUUGGUGGUGGUGCUGCAGCUUCCGAUCCUAUGCGAUCUCAUGCUGUAUCAUCACAUCAUCAUCCUUGGUAUGCACCUGCACCACCAACCACCAAUGAUCCACGAUUUGCCAUUUCACGACUGAUGGGAGCUGCUGCAGGUGCUGGAACCAAUAUGACAGGUUGUUCAGUUGGUCAGUCUAUGGCAGACGUAAGCAAGUCAUCAGGAAUGGGUGUAGGUGUUGGUGUUGGCGUCGGCGUUGGAAUGGGUGUUGGUGCCAUGCAAUUCCCUUUAGCACAACGACGAAAGCGACGGGUACUGUUCACGCAAGCUCAAGUUUAUGAAUUAGAAAGACGUUUUAAACAACAAAAAUAUCUUAGUGCACCUGAACGUGAACAUCUUGCAUCUUUAAUUCAUUUGACACCAACUCAGGUUAAAAUUUGGUUUCAAAAUCAUCGGUAUAAGUGCAAGAGACAAGCAAAAGAAAAGGCCAUGGCUGAACAGAAUGCACAAAAUCAGAGUGCAAGUUCACCCCGUCGGGUAGCAGUACCAGUGCUAGUGAAAGACGGUAAACCCUGUGGAAGUGGUGGUGGUGGUGGUGGAAAUGAAGGUAGUCGAAGUGGACCGAGUGCAGCAUUAGCUAGUCCAGCACCACACAUGACAGCUGCAUCAAGUCCUCAUGGAACUCAUCAUGCAGCUAGUGUGUCUCAUCACUCAGUAGUUGGUGUCAGUCAUGUUAUGUCUUCUAGCCAAAGUCUUCAGCAUUGCUCGUAUACUAGAGCUGGUGCACAACAAGGCAUGCAACAACAACAACAAACUCAAUGUGGUGCUUAUUUACCACUACAGGGUAGAGCUUGGUAGUGCGCGCCAUCCGCGGCGGGGGCCGCGGCCUACGCCAAUCCCUCCGUCGCAGGCCCCUGGGCCCUCGCCGCGGAUCCAACUGCAUGGUAUACCAUUACCGAUGAUAGUCCCUAAAAAAUCACCAAUUGUUACACGAACUUUAGUUACAUUCACAUUUGUCUUAUUCUUGUAUCAUAUAUACAUCAUUUUCCAGCUUUACUAUUCUCUUCUCUUCAAUUUAACAAACAAUUACUCCAAAAGACGAAAUAGUAUUUCAUCAAAAUUGACAAGUUUUUUCAUUGGAUUCAAAUUUUAAAGAUGUUGAGAUAUUUAAAAACAAAUUAACACUGUAAAAAAUUUAUUUAUAUAUGGUGUCUAAUUUAUAUAUUUGUAUUAGUUAUAGUGUCAGUCAUCAUCAGUGUUAACUUAUAAAUAAUAUAUCCAACAAUUGAUGCAUGAAAUGAUUAUAAUACGGUAUAUUUAAGCAUGUAUAAUUUACAAAUUAUUGAUUUGACAUUUAUUCAAACCUUAGUUGUUAUGGUGACACUUAUUAAUGUACACUAUCGUCAAACAAACAGUACAACAUUUUUUCAUAAUUAUUCAUUAAUACUGGACACCAUUUAAAAUUCUCAAAGAUCAAGAUAUAAUUUAAAAAUUUUUUACAGUGAAAAAAUACUUAUAUUAUUGAAAAACAUAUAGUUCGGAGCAUCGAUCAAAAUACAAUACUUGUUAUUCAUAUUUCUUUCUGUUAAAUUAUCUCUAAAAAGUAUAUUAUAUAUGAUAUGUAAUGUAAGGAUAUCACCAAAUUAUCCACGGCAAUAUAAUUCCAACGAAUAUAAAAUAGAAUAAGUCUGGGAACGACGGUGAUCAUUAAUUAAGUAAUGUAUACGUCACACAAAUUUUUACUUCAAAGAGAUUAUUCUUAUAAUUAUCAGAACCAAAAGUAUUAAUUAUUGUAGGAAGAUCAAUCGAAUUCGUAUGUUGUAUAACAAUUUCACAGUAUCAAUGAAAAUUGAUAAUAAAUAAUAAAUAGUGGAAAAUACAGAAUUGUAACAUCAAUAAGAUAAUUUAUAUUAUUUAACAAAAACAUCACAAGAUCAAUUUAAUUGUUUAAUUUGAAAAAUUUUAUAUUUCAGACAUUUAUUAAACAGCAUUUUUUAUAUUUAAAUACA
This is a messenger RNA of Chelonus insularis, 3563 nucleotides long. RefSeq names its product homeobox protein Nkx-2.4-like. Gene Ontology annotation, molecular function: DNA-binding transcription factor activity, RNA polymerase II-specific; RNA polymerase II cis-regulatory region sequence-specific DNA binding. Gene Ontology annotation, biological process: regulation of transcription by RNA polymerase II; cell differentiation. The record is from RefSeq and is a predicted model, not a curated record. The transcript has 4 exons. Bases 988 to 2412 code for a protein of 474 amino acids. NCBI's taxonomy places the organism in Eukaryota, Metazoa, Arthropoda, Insecta, Hymenoptera, Braconidae. Gene Ontology annotation, cellular component: nucleus.